Messenger RNA from Dermatophagoides farinae (American house dust mite), 1488 nucleotides. Its product is annotated as A disintegrin and metalloproteinase with thrombospondin motifs adt-2-like. The record is from RefSeq and is a predicted model, not a curated record. Gene Ontology annotation, biological process: proteolysis. Gene Ontology annotation, molecular function: metalloendopeptidase activity. Lineage: Eukaryota; Metazoa; Arthropoda; Arachnida; Sarcoptiformes; Pyroglyphidae.
CUUUGUACGUUCAUCAUAAGGACAUCAAUUGUUUCGCAAUCAAUUCUAAUCAAUGAUAAUCAUCGUGGUCAUUCGUUUAUGCAUCGAAAAGAAUCAUUAAUACGUAUCGAUUUAGUCGAUAUUGAUGAUAUUGAAUUCGAAGGUAAACCAAUAAUGGGAAAUCAUGAAAAUCAUUUUGGAAAUAUUUAUCUGAAUCUAUUUCUAUUCUAUGAUGAACCAUUAAUACGAAGAUUUCAUCAUGAUAAACAAAAAUUAUAUCGAUUCAUAUAUGCUGUAACAAAUUCUGCAUCAUUAUCAUAUAAUAAUCUACCAAUGAAACAAUUGGCUCAAUUUCAUUUUGUUAUAUUGGAUAUACAACAGAUUCAUGAUUCAAUUAAAAUUGAUGAUAAAGCUGAUGGUGAACAAUAUAGGCAAUCAUUUCGACAAUUUUAUCAACUAAAUGAAACAAUGCAACAACAACGAUAUGCAGCCACUAUAUUAUUGACUGGUUAUAAUUUUCGUUUUCGUAGAAAUAAAACCGAUACACAAGGUUUGGCCACCGUUGGUCAUAUUGCUUGUAAUCGACCAAUGGAAUCAUUCAUACUGGUAGAGGCAAGAAGUUAUCGUACCGCAUUCAUUAUGGCACAUGAAUUAGGACAUGUAUUGAGUAUGUAUCAUGAUGAAGAGAUACCGGAAACAAGUUGUAGUACAAAUUAUAUUAUGUCAUCCACUACUGGUCCGGGAAAGACACAAUUCUCUAUAUGUAGUUAUUUACAAUUGAAACAAUAUUUUUUGGUUAUGAAUGAAAAAACGAAAAAAUGUUUUCAUUAUUCACCACCAGCCACCAAUGUAAAGAUGAUACAAUUUCCACAAUGAUCAUCAUCAUUGUCCUAAAAUGAUUUAUCAAUCACCGUUGAUGAACAAUGUAAAAUGGCAUUAGGUGAAACAUUUCGUGCAAACAUUUUAAAUAUAGAAUUAGUAUCCAUUUGUACGAAAAUCCAGUGUACAAAUAAUUUGGUCAAUAUUUACAUUGAUCCAGCAAUCGAAAAUACAACAUGUGGCCCGAAUAAAUAUUGUCGUGGUGGUAAAUGUAUUUGAACCAGAUUAAUAGAUUUGAUGAUUGAGAAAAAAAGAAUGUUUUUUUAUUAAAUUUUUUCCAUAAUUAAAAAAAUACAAGCCAUCAAUUUUUUUCUGAUUUUGCAAAUACACAAUGAAAAAUGAUCAUGGAAAGAUAUCGUGUGAAUUAAUUACAUUUCAAGUCACAACCACUGUUACUGGUACAGCUCGAGGUUCAUCACGACAUAUAACGAUGAAUGCAUGUAUCAAUCCAGGUAUGUAAAACAACAAUGUAAGUAAAAUAUUAAGACAAAAAUCAACACCACAACCUUCCAUCAUCAAUACACCAAGUGGUGGAAAAAACAAUGCGAUCAAUGCUGCACAACACAUACAUUCUCUAGCCAUGGCAAAUGAUUUUGGUUAUUUUUGGCGACGAAAAUUUGAUUCGAAAUU